Molecule: messenger RNA, 2226 nt
Organism: Closterium sp. Yama58-4
Lineage: Eukaryota; Viridiplantae; Streptophyta; Zygnematophyceae; Desmidiales; Closteriaceae
Source: the annotation of a GenBank genome assembly
AUGCACGUGCUGGAUUCGGGGAUGGCAUUGCACAUGCUGGAGAAUCACAUCGCGGUGCUAAGCAAGCCUGAGCGGCGUGAUGUUGAGAGGCGCAAGAAGACAACCAAAGGAGAGACCCCGAGUGUCAUCUUGCGACUCCCUGGAGGCAGCUCCUACUUCAUGAGCGGCGCGAACUAUGCCGCCUUUGAACACCGCAGCAUGAUGCAGGUCAUGCCCAUCCUGGUGGCGGACAAGUCAGCCCUGCGUUCGGGAAAGGAAGGCGAGUUGGCCGCACUGCGCGUGCGUGCCUUCCGGAUGUACGCCACCUUCUACAAGGCAUUUCUGGGGGUCAGCGCACACACGGAGGCCACGCUCGCAACCGCACGGGCCCACGCCAUCAAGUUGGUGGAGAUCCUGCCACAGGCAUACCCGGACCACGCAUCGCAUUGGCGCUUUCCCAAGAUCCACCUGAUUGUCCACUUGCUGGACAAUGUGAUCUGGCGCGGCAUGCCGCACCACUACAGCACGGAGAUGUGGGAGCAUACCCACAAGGGGAUGGUCAAGAACCCCGUCAGGGGCGGCAACUGGAAGGACAUCCCCAGACGCAUCGUGGAGGAGGAGGUGCAGAGGGAGAUCUGCAGGGAGGUGGCACAGGACGCGGGUGGUGGGCGACAGUAUGCGACAGCGCUGCGCGAGGUGAGCCUAUUUGGUGCAGAUCCCAUCGCCGUGGAGACGAUGAAACCCGUGCUCACGAGGAAGGGUCGCACAAUGCGGCCGGCGGAGGAGGGCGACGCUGUGAUGGGAACCUACCGCACGGCACUGGGCCACCUCAUGAAUGCGCUGCCGGGGAGCAUGGUGGCUGCAUCCAUCACGGCAUCCGCGAUCGUGGCCCAUACCGCGGUGGCGAUUCCACGCACCAAAGGAGGAGCUCUGGUCUCCAAGGGCGCGUUCGUCAAGGCAAGCCCCAAAGAGAAGUGGUUCACGGACUUUGCAGUGAAGUCUCCCAAGAAGGAGGAGUGGUAUGCCAAGGCACUGUGCAUCUUCAAGGCUGAGACCGCAGAGGGCGACCGGAAGGGGUUUGUGUACGUGCGGUGGUAUGAGAGGGCAGGCAUUUGCCCUCUCACCACCUGCGUGCAGCUGACCCCGUCGCGCAAGGAUACAAGGCACGCAGUGAUUGCUGUGGAGAGCAUUGAACGCGUUGUGCACAUUUGUCGCUCGUUCAGCAACCCCGCGGUGUUGCUGCUGAACAAGUUCUUGCUGUCCAUGACAUCCGUUGAGUUGCCCGCGCAGUUGUUCACGGAGUACAUGGAGGAGUUCAAUGGGGAAUUGCACGCCAAGAACGAGAGGGCGGUGGUACUGGUGCACAACCCGACGCACACACUCACCGGGUGUGUGAAAGAAACCAGCACGGUGGAGGGGUUUGUCGUGGAGGAGCUUACACGCGUGAAGGUUGUGCAGACAUUUGGCGUGGUGCCGGCGGUUGCGUUCUCGGCCAUAAAUGGUGUAGUGGACUCGUUGAAGGCAGUGUUCCGGACGUGGUUCAUGCGGUCGGCCGUGACGAGCACGGAGUGGACAAGUGAUGGCGUGUUCCCUAGGCCGCCGCUGCAUGAUGUCCUGUACAAGCUGUUCAUGGCGGGCAAGUUGACGAUGCCCGGGACAAUCCAGAGGAGCUGGUGGCGGGCUGGCACCGUGCCGAAGGGUUGGCUGUCGCGGAUGGACUGCCUGAAGGGGAAAGCUGCGGCCGGCAUGUUUGACAUGAUGGUGGUGGACUUGACGUGCCUGCAGCUGGUGAUCGAGGAGUUCAAAAGCAAGUGCAGCAGCGGGGCGUUUAUGACGGCGUGGGACUUCGUGGGGUGCGACGAAUUUCUCCUUGCGAAGUGGGCGCCUGAGGGGGCCGAGGAGGAAGGCUCAGAGGAUGAGAUUCCGGCCUUUUUUUGCAUCCCGGAGGGCCCGCUCAUGCGCGACAGCCGCAGCUGUCGCCGGGUGGGCCGCAUGGUUCACGGUGGUUUCGUGAAGCGUGCGGAGGCCUUGGGUAUUCAGCCGAAGGACGUGCCAGAGGAGGCCGGCGUGGUGAAUGAGGAGGUUGCGAGCCGCCUUCGACGCACACCUACUAAGCGCAUCCGGGUGUGCAGCUCCAGUGAUGAGGGGCUCACGUCUUCCGCGUCGGAUGAGGGAGGCCACAUCCCGAAGGCGGGUGUGUUGUUCCCAUUGGAGGAUGACAGGGAGAGCGUCGUACGCAUGGUGUAA